Molecule: messenger RNA, 1441 nt
Organism: Homalodisca vitripennis (glassy-winged sharpshooter)
Lineage: Eukaryota; Metazoa; Arthropoda; Insecta; Hemiptera; Cicadellidae
Product: 26S proteasome non-ATPase regulatory subunit 6-like
Exons: 7
Coding region: 155-1372 (405 amino acids)
Biological process (GO): proteasome-mediated ubiquitin-dependent protein catabolic process
Cellular component (GO): proteasome regulatory particle
Source: RefSeq, a predicted model, not a curated record
AUUCCUUAUUCCUAUGAAAGAAGAAGAAAACGUCAGGAAAAACGUCUAGGCUUUAGACUUAGAGUGACUUGUCAGUUUGAAUUCUCGAGUUAACUAUAAAGCAUUUAAUACUCAUAAUCAAAAACCACUGCACAAAGCAACAGACAGUUUUAAGAUGGGAGAAGGCGAGGGAGUCACUCCAGCCUACAUGCAGCUGGCCCACUGGCGGUUCGCCCUGAGGCUGCCAGAGUAUCAAGGGGACAAGGAGUUAAGGGACAAGCUGAUGACAGGGAUCAAGCAAGGCAACAUGGCACCGUACUACAAGGAAGUGUGUGCAGACCUGGGCUGGGAGUUCAAUAGUUCCCUGUUUGACGAGAUGGUGGCAGCUAAUGUCAAGCGGCUGGAGGAACUGGAGAAGGAACAUGAGAACAAUGUAUUGGAUGAGGAGGACCAAAGUCAACUAUGCGGUGUCUGGCAAAGCAAGCUGGACUACUUGUGUUCUAUCGGCGACAGCGAGGCCGCAACGUCCUUGGCUACUUCUAAAAUAGAAGACAAGACGGUGCCGAAGAGCCAUAGGAUUGAUGCUGUCUUCUCGCUCUUCCGAGUGUCUUUCUUCCACGGCUGCAAUAUCAAGGGCAUGAGUUCAGCCAUUGAGAAGGCCACAGAGUUGAUUGAGGGCAUAAGCGGAGGUGACUGGAGUGCACGUAACAAGCUGAAAGCGUAUGAAGGUGUUUGGAGCCUAGCCAUCAGGGAUUUCACUCGGGCAGCCCACCUCUUUGUGGAUGUUGUACCAACAUUUGAGUCUUACGAGUUGGCAGACUUUGGCACAAUCAUUCGAUACACCGUGCUCGCCUGCAUGAUUGCUCUACCACGUUGUGACCUCCGCAAAAAACUUAUGCACCAUGGCGUAAUGGCACAGGCAUUGCAUUCACAAUAUCAGGAUCUGCGUGAGUACUUUGUGUCACUGUACGAUGGCCGCUACUCUGACUUCUUAGUGUGUUUGGCUCGUAUAGAAGUGGAGAUGAAACGAGACCCUCUCCUCCACCCUCACUACCGACAUUACGUGCAGGAGAUGAGACUUAGGGCGUACAAGCAGAUCCUACAAGCCUACCGUUCUCUCAGCUUGGAGUACAUGGCAAACUCAUUUGGCGUAACAACAGAGUUUGUGGAACGAGAGGUGGCAAGGUUCGCUGCAGCCGGUAGGCUCCAAUGUAAGAUUGACUCGGUGGCCGGCACUGUCAUCACGAGUGCCCAUCUCGGUGACGACUCAGUGCGCAGCAAGGAGGCCCCUGAGGCCAGCCUGGACCGCAACAUCCUCUAUCAGACCACAGUUAAGCGUGGCGACAUCCUACUUAACCGCCUCAAGAAACUUGCCAGAGUCAUGGACUUCUAGUGGUCAUUUCUAAAUGCAUUCUUAACUUAUAGUUUGAUCAAUUAAAAUUUUGUUAUAAAUUCUAACCAA